Messenger RNA from Drosophila busckii, 1252 nucleotides. Its product is annotated as sugar transporter SWEET1. The coding region runs from base 195 to 902 and encodes 235 amino acids. The record is from RefSeq and is a predicted model, not a curated record. Lineage: Eukaryota; Metazoa; Arthropoda; Insecta; Diptera; Drosophilidae. The transcript is spliced from 3 exons. Gene Ontology annotation, cellular component: membrane. Gene Ontology annotation, molecular function: sugar transmembrane transporter activity. Gene Ontology annotation, biological process: carbohydrate transport.
AGCCAGUCAGUUGUUAGGCAAGCAGCAGCUCGUUUCGUUUGGUCGUUAGAUUUUUGUUUUAGGUUUUCGUUCUUCGCAUUUGUUUAUAUCAAGCGGCAAACGAAAAGUUGCUGCGCCAAGAAUUUCAACCUCGAAACGAGUAUUGUAAGAACAGCUGCAAAGGUGGAAUUAUAAUUAAAGCAACAACGAACAAAAUGGAUGCACUAAGUGACUUAUUGGAGCCCUAUAGCGAUGCUAUAGGCAAAGUAGCCGGUACAAUAACAACACUGCAGUUUCUAUCGGGAGCUGCACUCAUCAAUGAUAUACGUAAAAAAGGCUGCAGCGAUGUCUAUCCCGUGGGCCCAUUUCUGGGCGGUAUUGUGCUCUGCGUCCUGAGCAUUAAGCUGGGCAUGAUAAUGGGCGAUCAGACAAUGCUUAAAGUCAAUGUAAUUGGCUUUGCCAUUAGCUCCAUUUACAUGGUUGGCUUCUAUUAUUAUGCUUCCAGCGAGAAUAAGACAAAACUUUGGUCUAAAAUAGGCUAUGUGACUUUAUUUUUAUUGGCCUGCAUAGCCUAUGCGAACUUUGAAGACCCCGCACAAAUCGAAUUCCGUCUGGGCAUGCUCAUAACCAGCAUAUUGAUUUGGUUGGUUGGUUCUCCAUUGCUUGCAAUACCCAAGAUUAUUGAAAAGAAAUGCACCGAAGGCAUGCCGUUUCCUAUAAUAUUUGCGGGUCAACUUGUGUCCACAGCCUGGAUGCUAUAUGCCAUCUCCAUACGUAAUAAUGUUAUGGUGUUCCAGAAUUUGUUCCUGUGGAUAUUGGGCGCCGUACAGUUGAGUAUGUUUGCGCUUUAUCCCAAUACGCCUGCUCCCAAAUCGCCAGCAGCCAAGAAGGCUGGUAAGAAGGAUAGCAAAAAAGACAAAUAAGUCAAGUGAUAACUGAAGCGUACUGAAGAGAUUUUUAGAAUUUACUAUCAGUUCACUUCCAACAAGUUGUUAAAAUCUUAAGAUAAAAAAUAUUUUUGCUACAUUUUAAAACAAUUUGAGCUUCUAGAUAACAAAUAUAAACAGACAGAGUGAGCCUAAUCAAAGACAUUCGAGUUUAUAAUAGUUAGUAUAUCCACUAUAAACAAAUUUCAACGCUAAAUUUCGUCGGCACGCUUAAGUGCAAACUACUUUUUGUAUAUAAAAGAUAAUAAACUAUAUUACUUAUUGCUGUUAGCUAUUAAUUAACUAAUUAAUGUACAAAGCAUAAAUAACUACUUGCAAUUUUUGAC